GAGUCAUUAACAAACAUUGGCAGUGGACACGAAAGCAUACCUUUUUCUCCAUAAGAUGUUAACGAAGUACACAUUGUUGAUGGUCUUAAUGACAUUGGUAGUCUUUGCAUACGGUAAUGGGGCGAAGAAGCAAAGGCAGGCAUUAAAAUGGGGCAUUGCAGCAGCUGGAAAAAUUUGCAGUGAUUUUGUCAAUGCAUUAUCAACUCUCAGUUCAGCUGACCACCAAGUUAUUGCUGUUGCGGCACGCACAAAUCUUACCCGAGCACAAGAAUUCGCCCAGAAAUUUAGCAUUUCGACAGCAUAUGCAGGCUAUGAGAAUUUAGCGCUGAAUUCGGUCAUCGAUAUCGUCUACAUUGGAAAUUUGAAUCCACAACACUAUUCCACCGCAAAACUGAUGUUGGACCACGGAAAGAGUGUGUUAAUGGAGAAACCGUUAACGAUGAAUGGGAAACAAUCGAAGGAACUAACAAUGUUGGCCCAGAGGAAAGGUGUUUUCUUUGCGGAAGGACUUUGGUCAAGAUACUUACCGAUCUAUAAGUUCAUUCGCCAGGAGAUUAGGGCUGGUAAGUUGGGCGAAAUUGUCAGAGUCGAUGCUGAACUUGGAUCAGUACGCCCGCAGCCACGGUUUCAAAUAAAAGAAUUGGGCGGUGGAGCAAUCUUAGACUUUGGCUCGUAUGGCAUUGACAUUUUGCAAUGGAUUUUCGAAGAUGACCCGUUAGACAUUGAAGCAACCGGUAAACUGAACGAUAAUGGUGUGGACACCGAUGUCACAGCUGUGUUCAGUUAUUGCAAUGAUAGAAAAGCGACACUUAAAUUGAGCAUUAACGAAGACUUGAAAAAUGUGCUCAAAAUUGUUGGAACGAAGCGUUCAAUGGAGAUACCUAGUUUCUGGUACGGAACAAGUUUGAUUGAUGCUAAUGGAAAACAGCAUAAUUGGCCGUUACCAACAGGAGCCAAAUAUCCAUUCAACAAUACAAACAGGGCCGGUUUGGCAUACGAAGCGGAAGCAGUUCGAAAGUACAUCCGGGCUGGUAAAAAACAAAGUGAUUUGGCAACGCAUGCAGUUUCACUAAGUAUUGCACGCAUACAAGACGAACUUCGACGACAAGUUGGUGUUGUGUAUAUCAACGAUUUCGAUGUUAAUUAUAUUUCUCCAAAUUUGAAUAUUUUCAAUAAAUAAACAGUUAGAC
This is a messenger RNA of Bradysia coprophila, 1190 nucleotides long. RefSeq names its product trans-1,2-dihydrobenzene-1,2-diol dehydrogenase-like. NCBI's taxonomy places the organism in Eukaryota, Metazoa, Arthropoda, Insecta, Diptera, Sciaridae. The record is from RefSeq and is a predicted model, not a curated record. Gene Ontology annotation, molecular function: nucleotide binding.